Molecule: messenger RNA, 2350 nt
Organism: Cannabis sativa
Lineage: Eukaryota; Viridiplantae; Streptophyta; Magnoliopsida; Rosales; Cannabaceae
Product: pentatricopeptide repeat-containing protein At5g66631
Exons: 1
Coding region: 280-2232 (650 amino acids)
Molecular function (GO): protein binding
Source: RefSeq, a predicted model, not a curated record
CAAAGCAUAAGUGGAAAGCAUAGCUCCUUAUUCGUGGACACUGCGAAAGCUGCACUGCACAGCUAUUGCCCGCAACUCAUAUAUAUACUCCAUAUUCAGACUCUCAUUUAUGUUCAUAGGCCCAAAUCCAACAACUGAUGCUCUUCCAAUGGCGGUAAAAGCAAUUAUAGCAUCCGAAGCCAUAACUGGCUUAUGUAUUUGAUCUGACUGUUCUCAUUUUCUUUCGGGUGCACACCAAGUGUUUGAUGUUUUGACUGCGUGACACUCCUGCUAGUAUUCAUGGCAAUGCGUUAUGCUCAACUCCCUCGCUUGUUUAGCAACAUCAACUACUUUAACCAGCAGACUCGCUAUUACGCCCGAGACCCAUUUCCGAAUAAGGUCUCACACUACCUAUACCGUGCCAAACUCAUUGAUUCUAUCCGGCUAGCUCUCCGGUCUAACCCUUCGAAGAACUCGCUUGAACCACUCUUAAGUGAUCGUGUUCUUGACUCUUUUGUUGUUACUCACGCCCUCAGGUCUGCUCCUUCGGCUGACUCUGCUCUGUCCUUCAUUGACUCUCUCGAGAGGCUUCAACAGUUUUCACAUAACCAGAAUACGUUGCAUUCAUUGGCUACAGUCUUGGCCAAGUCCCGCAGAAGUGUGGAACUCAAGUCUUUGAUAAACUCUAUUAAAGAUGGAAACUUUGGUUAUGUACGUAUAAGUUUUAUGAAUCUUAUGCAAUGGUAUGCUGCUGUUGGAGAUUUGGAGUCUGUCCUUCAGGUUUGGGAUGAGUAUAGAGUUUCUAAUGAUAAAGUGUGUACAGAGUCCUAUAACAUUGUUAUGCGGCUCUAUGCUCAAAUGGGUGAUGACUCUGAAGCUGUGAAGGUUUUCUAUAGGUUGGUUGAUGAAGGGGCCAUUCCUAAUUGUAGAACAUACACUAUCAUGAUUGAGCAUCUUGUGAAUUCUGGGAUGUUGUGUUCAGCAAUGGAGGUUUUCAAGGUGUUGCCUUUGAUGAGGAUCAAACGUACUUUGAACCAGUAUUCACUUUUGGCAGAAGGGUUUACUGGUGUCAAACAAUUUGAUAAGGUAAAGACUUUACUUGAGGAAAUGCAGGUUGAUGGAAUAUUACCUGGUCGAGCUAUGAAUUUGUCGUUAGAACGCAUGAAAGAGGCGGGUUUUGUCGAGGAGACUGAGAAAUUUCUUAAGGAAAUGCUUCCGAACAAGCAAAUCAAGAAUAUCGAGUGUUGUGUGGAGAGUAGUGAUGAGGAUGAGGACGAUGGAAGUGAGGACUCUAGUCUUGUUGUUGGGGGUGAUAGUGUUGAGGUUCAGUUAAAGCCUUGGAUAGAUCCCAGAGCUUUGGCUAGUGCCUUACAAAAAUGGAACCCUGAGGAGGUAAAGGCUUUAGAGGAAGCGAAAUUUGUGUGGACAAGUAGAUUAUUUUGCAAGAUUCUUAGGAAUAUCAAUUCACCAGAGACGGCUUGGAAAUUCUUCUGUUGGGUUGCUUGUCAACCGGGAUUUACUCAUGAUAUUUACACAGUACAAAGGACAAUGACCCUUUUAGCUCGCCAUGGAUGUGCUGAAUUGGUUGAUAAACUUAUAUUUAAAAUAAGGAAGGAAGGUAUGAGACUACCCUUCUGUACAAUCAGAUUAAUCAUUGACUUUUACGGCAUCUCGAAGAAUGCUGAUGCUGCUUUGAAGGUCUUUCAUGAUCAUAGAGAUUUAUGUGGAACCAUAUCAAAGUUCAACAUGUUGCUUUUAUAUUCAUCUCUCUUGCGGACAUUGACUAAAUGUAGGAGGAAUUCUGAUGCGUUGGAUGUACUGGAGGAGAUGAUCUUGCAAGAGAUUUGUCCCGAUAUUCAGACAUUCUCUGGGUUGAUGCAUCACUUUGCAGUACAUGGUGAUAUCAAAACAGUACAGAAACUUUUUCAGAUGGUUAAGCAGAGUGGAAUUAAGCCAGACGCUUAUAUGUUCAAAGUACUAAUCCAAGCUUAUUGCAAGUGUGAAAGAGCUGCUCUCGCUUGGAGAGUUUUCGAAGACAUGAGAAACUUAAAUUUGACCCCAGACUUUCCCACAAAGGAGCUGCUUGUACAGAGCCUUUGGAAAGAAGGCAAGCGAAGAGAGGCUGCCGCUGUAGAAGAGAAUUGUGAGGAAAUAAGUGAUGUCCUUCCACUUAGAUUGCGUGGUCACAUUUGGACGGUGAGCUCUGCUGAUUUCACUAGAGUUUUUGACAUUUACUCCAAAAGCUUUGCAUAAACAAUGAUUGACAUGGUAACAAACGUAUUUUAAGGUUCUUAUAUAUUAUAAUUUUAUGUGUUAUUAUCUAUUGAAGCAGAAGAUUGAUAAUGGAAGAUACAUGUCGAAGUUGUCACUC